Messenger RNA from Capsicum annuum, 576 nucleotides. RefSeq lists its product as uncharacterized. The transcript has 2 exons. Lineage: Eukaryota; Viridiplantae; Streptophyta; Magnoliopsida; Solanales; Solanaceae. The record is from RefSeq and is a predicted model, not a curated record. Bases 1 to 576 code for a protein of 191 amino acids.
AUGGUUGUUCAAGAUUUGCCCGAAGUACCAAAUAUUGAAUGUUAUUGUUUCAAUCCUAUCUUAGGUCUUGUUAUUCGUACUUUUGGGAAGUUAAAGAGAAAGCUGUUUAACCUGGAAUUGAACACUGUGAGUUCUGGGGAUAAACAAGUAGUGUCCUUUAUUGGGAAAAUCAGAUGUUGUGAACUUCUCAAUUCAUCAAGAGUGAUUGAAAGUUUGUACCUUGAUUUAAUGGCUAAUGAAUUCGAUGACAUAAAACUAUGGGCUAUAGGUCAUUGGGUACUCAGAGAUGCUGACAAAAUAGAUGUUUUUACAAGUGAAGUUAGAAAAAUUCGUCUGCCUGAAGGGUAUAUGGAGAGAAUAAAAGGAAGAGGGAUUAUAGCAAGAGAUAAGAUAGCUUUUUGCAGAUUGUUCAAUGGGUGGUUUUACGAAUCAUUGGGGAUGGAAUUCAUGCGUAGAGAGUAUGUUUUUUGGAUUUCCUAUCACUGCAUGGCCAAUGCAUUCAAAUCAGCCAAUGUAACAAAGUAUCUGAAAGUUGGACCAACCGUUAGGCCAUCAGCUAUGGGCGCAUUGAGAUGA